Molecule: messenger RNA, 2454 nt
Organism: Aspergillus ruber CBS 135680
Lineage: Eukaryota; Fungi; Ascomycota; Eurotiomycetes; Eurotiales; Aspergillaceae
Gene: cwh41
Product: mannosyl-oligosaccharide glucosidase
Exons: 7
Coding region: 1-2454 (817 amino acids)
Biological process (GO): protein N-linked glycosylation; oligosaccharide metabolic process
Cellular component (GO): endoplasmic reticulum membrane
Molecular function (GO): Glc3Man9GlcNAc2 oligosaccharide glucosidase activity
Source: RefSeq, a predicted model, not a curated record
AUGCAUGGCUUCAAGCUUCCAAUCCUUUUAGCUCCGCUACUAUACGCCGUCGGGAGCACCGCCAACGAAGAUGUCUCCGUCCUGAGCAAGGAGACCGCCAAAGCCAACAACGAGUCGCUGCUAUGGGGUCCUUACAAGCCGAAUCUGUAUUUCGGGGUUCGCCCUCGUUUGCCGGAUAGCUUUUUUGCGGGUUUGAUGUGGGCGAAAGUGGAUGAUUUCGUUAAUGCGCAGCAAAAAGAUUUUAGACACACCUGCGAGCAAAAUGAAGGCAUGGCCGGCUACGGCUGGGACGAAUACGAUAUCCGAGAAGGCGGCCGCCAAACGAUCCACGACGCUGGAAACUCCAUCGACCUGACAAUCGACUUCAUAAAGGCCCCUGGCGGAGAGCAUGGCGGAAACUGGGGUGCUCGAGUAAAGGGCGUUCCUCGUGAAGACGGUUACGAUGACCAACCAAUGUCACUGGUGUUCUAUGCUGGUUUGGAAGGGGAGGGGAAUAUCGAGGUUGCGAAUAACGGCGAUGAUCUUGGUUUCACUGGCGAUGUGAGCCUGAAGGGGUCUACUCCCGGACUUGGCGAUUUUACGGUUGAUGUGACUACGGGUCCGCAGAGCAAUCUACAUCCUGAACAUGACCACCCAACUUAUGAGGAUAAGCCGUUGGAUCAUACUUUGGUAGCUAGUGUGACUAUGCCACCGGGGAAUGUAUGGCAGACGAAAGUGAUGCUGUUCAACCUGAUGAAGGGCGAAGUCGGCGAAGCCAUCAAGAAGUAUGGUGCUGAGAACCCUCCGCCGCCUGCGCAGGUGUUUACUAUCAGGAAUGCGCCGGGCGAGGGCAACCUUCAUUAUGUGCAGAAGGUCUUUAAAGGUGCUUUCGAGUUUGAUAUCCUCUUUUCUUCCGGAUCCGCGCCGGAGCCUUUGAUCUCUGAUGACCUUACCAAAAAGAUCAAGAGCUCUUCGCAGUCUUUCUCGGAGCGUUUCAAGAAGACCCUUGCUCCCCAGGCCCCGUUCGACUCCUCAGAAUACUCUGAAUUCUCCAAGGCCAUGUUCUCGAACCUUGUCGGCGGUAUUGGCUACUUCCAUGGCGAGGAUGUUGUCGAUCGUUCUGCGCAAUCAGAGUACGACGAGGAGAAUGAAGGUUUCUGGGAGGAGACAGAAGAGGCGAGGUCCCGGGCGAAGCCUGUGUUUGAGGGUCCCAAGGAGCUUUUUACCUGCAUUCCUUCCCGUCCUUUCUUCCCUAGGGGUUUCCUCUGGGAUGAGGGAUUCCAUCUCACCCCAAUUGUUGAUUGGGAUAUUGAUCUUGUUCUCGAAAUCGUAAAGAGCUGGUUUAGCCUCAUGGACGAAGACGGUUGGAUUGCUCGUGAGCAGAUUAUCGGUGCAGAAGCCCGCAGCAAGGUGCCACCGGAGUUCACCGUCCAGUAUCCUCACUACGCUAACCCGCCUACACUUUUCCUCAUCCUGGAAUCGUUCAUGGACAAGGUGAACGCAAACAAAGCUCUCUCUUCCAAGAAAACUGAUGAAGGUGCAGCUGAGGACAUCCGCUCGGCCUAUGUGCAACACCCCGAACUUGGUGAAGAAUAUAUUCGCACAUUCUACCCAUUGCUUAAGAAGCAUUAUUUCUGGUACAGGAGAACUCAGAAAGGAGAUGUCAAGACCUAUGACCGCGAGGCGUUCUCUACUAAGGAGGCAUAUCGCUGGCGCGGACGGUCUUUGCAGCACGUCUUGACUUCUGGUCUGGACGACUACCCUCGUGCCCAACCUCCUCACCCGGGUGAGCUGCACGUCGACCUGAUCAGCUGGAUGGGAAUGAUGACACGCUCUAUGCGUCGCAUUGCUGAAGCUCUCGGUGAGACUGAUGACGCUGAGGAGUUCGCUGGCUACGAGACUGCAAUUGAACGCAACAUCGAUGACCUCCACUGGGACGAGGACGCGCAGACUUUCUGCGACGCUACCAUUGACGAGUAUGAGGAGAGCGUCCACGUCUGCCACAAGGGAUACAUCUCCAUAAUCCCCUUCCUGACCGGCAUGGUUGGACCCAACAGCCCUCGUCUCAAGGCUACCUUGGACUUGAUCCACGACCCGAAGGAGCUCUGGAGUGACUUCGGUAUCCGCAGCUUGAGCAAGAAGGACGAAUUCUAUGGCACUGAUGAGAAUUACUGGAGGAGUCCUAUUUGGAUUAACAUUAACUACAUGGUUGUCAAGAGUCUUUACGACAUUGCAACCACAUCCGGUCCUCACCAGGAACAGGCUCGUGAGAUGUACUCCCAGCUGCGCAAAAACCUGGUCGAGAACGUGUUCAAGGAGUGGAAGAACACGGGUUUCGCUUUCGAGCAAUACAACCCCGACAACGGCAAGGGUCAGCGUAUCCAGCACUUCACUGGCUGGACCAGCAUGGUGGUCAAGAUGAUGUCCAUGCCUGACCUUCCUGCCGAUAAAGAGAGCGGCCAUGAUGAACUAUAG